Molecule: messenger RNA, 2054 nt
Organism: Aspergillus vadensis CBS 113365
Lineage: Eukaryota; Fungi; Ascomycota; Eurotiomycetes; Eurotiales; Aspergillaceae
Product: Fcf1-domain-containing protein
Exons: 6
Coding region: 447-1967 (506 amino acids)
Cellular component (GO): small-subunit processome
Molecular function (GO): FAD binding; D-amino-acid oxidase activity
Source: RefSeq, a predicted model, not a curated record
CGGACUGAGACUGACUGACAUUUAUCACCCAACAAGAUACCUUGUGCAUGGUAGGAUUCAGUCUGUGUCACGCUCGGAACAAUGGCAUUGUGGUCAUCCAAUAUCUCAAUUAGAGCCAGAGUGCAACUGCACACUUGGGCCUUUACGUUGCUUUCGAUGAUGCCAACGAGAACCACAAGAAGCUCUAGACUUCGCGACAGGGUACUGCCAUUUCCAGUUAGACGGACGGAGAUGCCGUGCAACGCGACAGGCGGUCACGGGUAGAUCACAUGAUACGGAACUGCUUGGCUCUGGCUAUCGCGGCAAAAUAUCGGCCCGUGAUCUGGAUUUCCGCCUUCUCCAAAAUCUUUUGGGUUCAACGAUAUCGAUAGCAACGAAUAUCGAUCCCAUUCUCCGCUGCUUUACUUUUUCUCCCUGUUUAGCGGUCAAGUCUUAUUGUAAACAAAAUGGGUGUGCAAAAGAAGACUCGCAAGUUCGCGCAGAUGAAGCGCGCCAUCAAGGCCCGCGAUGAGCGACUGAAGAAGCCGGAAGCGAAGAAGGAGACGCCUAAGGAGGAUCAGCUGACUCGCCAAGUCACCCAAGCCCCUUCGAACAUGUUCUUUGCCGCAAAUACUGCCCUUGGCCCUCCCUACCACGUGCUGGUCGAUACCAACUUUGUUUCCCACGCUAUCCGAGCGAAGCAGGAUCUACUUACUUCGAUGAUGGACCUGCUAUACGCGAAGUGUGUUCCGACCUUCUCAGACUGCACCAUUGCGGAAUUGGAAAAGCUGGGUGACAAGUACCGCCUCGCACUUCGGGUUGCCAAAGACCCUCGGUGGUCUAGGGUCAAGUGCUCUCACAAGGGUACCUAUGCAGAUGACUGUAUUGUGGAUCGGGUGACGAAGCAUAGAAUUUACAUUGUGGCGACCAACGAUCAAGAUCUGUGUCGCCGUCUGCGCAAGAUUCCUGCCGGCAUAAUCGGCCUCUCCACAGCCCUCUACAUCCAACAACACCUCUCCCCAUCCCAACGCGUUCUACUCGCAGCCCGGGACUUCCCCCACAGCACAUCCCUCAACUACGCCUCACCCUGGGCAGGCGCCCACUAUCGUCCCGUCCCCGGCUCCAACGCCCAACACACUCGAGAGGAAGCACAAGCCCGCCGCACCUACGCACACUUCAGGACACUCGCGGCCCAGGAACCGGGUGCGGGCGUCCAGUCCAUCACUGGCAUCGAGUACCUCGAGAACCCGCCGGCGGAGUACCUCGACGAGAAGAACAUCCAGGCUGUGUAUGGGCAUCUGAAUGGGUUUGAGUACUUACGGCCCGAGGAGGUGCCGGGGGAUGUGAAGUGGGGAGUGAGGUAUAACACAUUCGUGGUGAAUUCACCGGUGUAUUGUGCGUGGUUGCUGCGGGAGUUUGUCUUGAGGGGUGGGGAGGUGAAGGAGUAUACGUUUGUGGAUUUGAGGGAGGGGUUUUAUCUUGCGGAGAGGGUGGGGGCGGUGGUUAAUUGUUCUGGGUUGGGGUUUGGGGAUGAAAAGAGUUAUAUUAUUCGGGGGCAAACGUGUCUUGUGAGGAAUCCGUGCUCGGCGACUAUUACUCGACAGAAUAGCGAUGGCUCGUGGUCUUUCUGUAUUCCGCGCCCGUUGGGUGGUGGGACGAUUAUCGGGGGCACGAAGCAGCCGCAUAAUUGGGAUCCUAAUCCGUCAAUGCAAACACGGGCCCAGCUACUGGCGAAUGCUGCUAAGUGGUUUCCCUUCAAGGAGGGAAGGAAAGGAGAGUUCGAUGUUAUUCGUGAUAUUGUUGGUCGUCGACCAGCACGAGAAGGUGGCAUGAGAAUUGAAGUGGAGAAGAUGCAGCAAAGUCAGGAAGUGAUUGUUCAUGCAUACGGAGCUGGGGGUCGUGGGUUUGAGUUAUCAUGGGGUGUGGCGGAGGAUGUUUACGAUUUGAUGCGACAAGAAGGACUGCUAAAGGAAAAGGCCUCGCUAUAAUGUCCACUUGUGAGGUCCGCGUUACUACGGAGAUUUUUCGACUAUAGCGCUAGAGCAAGCAUAUUCGGCAUACAAAGCUAUAAUUGG